Camelus dromedarius (Arabian camel) is the source of this 5180-nucleotide messenger RNA. RefSeq names its product NUT family member 2G. The coding region runs from base 2743 to 4902 and encodes 719 amino acids. The transcript has 8 exons. The record is from RefSeq and is a predicted model, not a curated record. NCBI's taxonomy places the organism in Eukaryota, Metazoa, Chordata, Mammalia, Artiodactyla, Camelidae.
GGAAAAGCAAGAGAAACCUCUGUGGCAACCUAAGGUCCUCAGCUGACUUCAGUCCUAAGCAGCAGCCUGCGCUGGGAACUGACAACUGAACUGACAACUGCCCUCAGCCUGUGCUGACACCUGGUCUAGGUGUGCAUAUGUCUGCUCUGCCUGGGACCUGUCUGUGACCUGGCAGCACCAGCCCUCACUUCACCUCCCCCAGCUCAUCCCUGCCACAGUGAAAGUGUGGACUAAGCCCAGGUCUGGGAGGACAAAAGGAUCCACAAACUCUUUUUUUAACUCUUAGUAUCAACUACAGUGAACCAGUGUCUGCGGCCAGCCACCCCAUUCAGGCUUGAGGGUCUAGAAGAUAAUUUCCAUUUAUAUCAUUAAAUGCUUGGAGAAAACAUACCCAAUGACAUACACAAUUAUAAUGUUCCUCUUUUUCAUCCUUUCGGAAUAUGACUAUUGUUCUUAGCUGGUACCCAGACCUUGGACACUGAUCAGAUGCUACUGUUUGGUGCUGAGUGACCAUAAGCUUCCAUACUGCUUUCAAAAGUUCGUCUUCCUUAGAAUACCCAUUGCCUUCUAAGACACAAGGGAUGAAAAGAAUCUGCUGGUAAAUGUACUAGUCGCAGCAUUUUCAGUAAGAGCACUCACUUACAAACAACACUUUAAAAAAGUUUAAUUCACUUACAUGUCUAAGGUAUACAUGCUUAUAUGUAUGCCUAUAUAUGUAUAAACACAGAGUAAAAUUCCCUGUAGCAUAUUAAUAAUUUAAAGAAAUUUUUAGCACUCAAGUUUCAGAUUUAACCAAUAGAUCAGUUCGAUGUUGAUAGUUUUGAAAAAUGAUAUUUUCCUUAUUUUUAGUAAUGUUGAGAAGGGAAAAGCUUUCACUAUGUUUUUGAAUUGUGGUCGUUCUCAACUUCUUUUCCUUACACUGAGGAUAUUAAAAUGACUAUAACACUUUUACACUCCUUUAACUUGAACAUUUUUUGUUCAGCUACUGCAGGCGUACUAAGUGAUCUGGCAGCACUUAAGGUUUCUUCAACAAAAUGAUGCCAAAUAUAUUUAAAAUAACAUAGGAAGUAUGUUUUUAUCACAUAAGGUCAUUUUCUACUUGAUGCAAUUGGCAACUCCCUUCAGUGUUACUUGUAAAAUUGAAGCAGAGGGUAAUAUUAAUAUACAUGACAAAAUAUUAAGAAUGCAGAAGUGAAUAACAGGAAAAACCAACUCAUAAAACUGACAUGUCUAAAUUAGAAACACUCAUCUCCAUAUGUACCCCCUUAAAGAUUAUCCUCAGAAGUCUCUGAUUCACAUUUUUGUCCUUUACAACCUUCCCUCCCAUAUGCAUUACCUUCGUAGACACAAAGAAUGAAAAACCUUCUGCUGUUAAAAAUACUACUCAUGCCAUUUUCAGUAAUACCGCUCACAUAAUACAUUUAUAAAAAUUUUUAGUUUACUUAGGAUGACACUGCUCUUGUUUAACACCAAUUCAAAAAUGGGCACAAGAACUAAAGAAGCAGCUCUCCAAUGAAGGCACACAAAUGGCAAAAAGGCACAUGAAAAAGUGCUCUAUAUCACUACUUUUCAGAGAAACGCAAAUCAAAACUACAACAGGGUAUCACCUGACACCAGUCAGAAUGGCCAUCAUUCAAAAGUCCACAAACGAUAAAUGCUGGAGAGGCAAUGGUGAAAAGGGCACCCGCAUACACUGUUGGCGGGAAUGUAUCUGGUACAGCCAUUAACGAAAACGGUAUGGAGAUUCCUCAAAACACUAAAAAUAGACUUACUAUAUGAGCCAGCAAUCCCACUCCUGAGCAUAUAUCCAGAGGGGGCUCUAAUUCGAAAAGAAACCUGCACCCCAACGUUAAUAGCUGGACUAUUUACAAUAGCCAAGACAUGGAAACAACCUAAAUGUCCAUCAAGAGGUGACAAGAUAAAGAAGCUGUGGUAUACUUAUAUAAUGGAAUACUACUCAGCCAUGAAAAAGAAUAAAAUCAUGUCAUUUGCACUAACAUGGAUGGCCCUGGAGAAUGUCAUUCUAAGUGAAGUAACCCAGAAAGAAAAAAAAAUACCGUAUGAUAUCACUGAUAUGUGGGUUCUAAAAAAGAAAAGGGAAAAAUGACCUUGUUUACAAAACAGAAACACACUCACAGACAUAGAAAACAAACAUAUGGUUAUCAGACUUGGGAACUGAAUGGGAAGGGAUCAACCGGGAGAUCGAGAUUCGCAGAUAUGAAGUGGUACAUAUAAAACAGAUAGGCAAGGUUACACUGUAUAGCACAGGGAACCAUACUUGUUACCUUGUAGCACGUUACGGAGAAGAAGAAUAUGAAUAUGAGUAAACGUAUAUUCGUGUAUGACUAAAGCACCUGCUGUAAACCAGAAACUGACACAACAUUGUAAAUUGACUAUACUCCAAUUUAAAAAAAAAAUAAAGUAAAUUGCCUAGAGAGCCACACACCACGUAUGCUGCCACUCUGUAAGGCGGAAGGAACUUCCGGUUCUUGCUUUCCUGCCAGAGCCCUGCAGGGAAAGUCUCCCCACACCCACCCAGGCCCACCUGCCCGCUGCCCUCUGCCCCUCCCCCACUACAGAGUGUCCUGAGCCUCACAUUCUACUGUUUAAAUUCAAACUUCACCUGCCUUUGCUUGAAUUCCGAGCAUCUGCUGGAGCAGUUAACUCACUCUCUGGGUCCUCGUCUGCAUUUCUCUCAUUGAGGCUACCAGGCAGCGCUGGUCUGUGCCCACGUCUGUGGGAAUGGCUUUACAAAGAGCAUCUCCACUGCUGGGAACGGAUGUGCUCAUGAGCACUGGUGCCUCCGUGUCUCCAUUCACGGCACUUCCCUUUCCCCCACCCGCUCCUGGCCCCCAACACCGGCCACCCUGGGAGCAGCACCUGCCACCUUCCUUGACCCCAUCGUUCCCUCCUGGCACCACCCUGCUGCUGCCAGCUUUCCCCACGACACCUUUGGUGGCUACUGGUGGCCAAGUCCCCAUUGCCACUGGGCCUUGCAACAUCCCUGUCUACGCAAGAUCAGAAGGGAGGCCAACAGAGUUCCCUCCGAUGCAGAGCUUCGUUCUCCCUCCAGGAACUGUCACCUGGGGUGCACCAGGGGCCCUCAGUGGGACUGCUACUUGCCCUGCUCCCCUGUCCUUAGCACCCCAAGUGACCACCCCAGCUGUCGGGGUAACUCAGGCUGGCACGGGAGGCUGGGCCCCCGGCCGUCCCUCUCAAGCUCCACCACCACCUGUACAGCUGGCCCCCAGCGUGGCCCCCAUCAACACUGGGCCACGGCCACCUGGCGCUUCCAGGGAGGGGAGUCUGGCCCCCUCCCAGUCUCAGCCACCUCAGGAUGACUCCUUUAGCUGCAACGACAUCUACAAGCACUACCGACGUUGGCAGCGCUUCAAGAGCCUGGCCCGGAGGCACCUUCCCCAGAGCCCUGACGCACAAGCUCUCUUCUGCUUUGUCAUCCCAGUGCUUCGGUCCCUGGCCCGACUCAAGCCCACCAUGACGCUGGAGGAGGGACUGCGGCGGGCCGAGCAGCAAUGGGAGCGCACAAGCAACUUCGACCGCAUGAAUUACUAUGAGAUGGCGGCAAAGUUCAAGGAGAUUGAGGCUGAGGAUGAAAUGCAGCCUCAGCACUUGCAGUGCACGAAGGGGGUGCAGGGCCUGCCUCCUCCAGCCCCACCGAAGCUGGAACCGUGGGGGCCCCCGGCCCCAAAGGUGGGCCCACAGCCAGGCACUCACGUGCCCACUGGAGCUGAACACAAAGCCUGCGUGCCCAGGAAGGCCAGCCCCACGGCCAAAACCAACCACCCACAGCCAGACAGAUCCCGGCAGCCCCCAGAGACCAAGGAGCCCAAGGAGAUUCCCCUUGAGGCUCUCAGCGAGUAUGAGGACAUCUUGGAGGAGCUGCUGGGGCCUGUCCUCUCAGCCACUUGGGAGCCAGAAGCAGCAUGCCCUGAGGACGGGACCUACCCGGACCCGGGUCUCCUGAGCUACAUGGACCAGCUGUGUUCCCAGGAAGACUUUGUCACCAAGGUGGAGGACAUCAUUCACCCUCAGUUCCUGGAGGACUUACUUUCCCCAGAGUCACAGCUGGAUCCCUUGGCACUGGCUGAGGAGUUAGAACAGGAGGAAGGACUCACCCUUGAAGAGCUGGUGCAGAAACCACUCCUGACCCUGAACGAGGAGUUGGGCGAGUCUGAUGUCACCCAAGAUGCCCAGAGGCAUGACCACGGCCCCCAGCUAGGGGUCAGCGAUGAAGAAAGCCCACCAGAGACUGAGUUCAAGCAACUUGCGACGAGCAGCGGAACAGAGAGUGGCCUCCUCAGACCCAAACUCUAUAUCCACUCUCCAGGACAUGAGGCUUUCCCUACAUCCCAGGCUGGACAGCCCCUCUCUCCUCCCCAGGGUCAAAGGCACACUGCACCGAGCCUGGGACCCAGGGACACCUCAACUGUCAGAGAGACCUCUCCUCUUAGGGAGGACGCAGGGCCAGGGCCAGGGCCAGGGGAUGGGUCCAGGGAGAACAAGGAGGAGGUUCCCAGUCUGGACUUUAUCUUGGCCACUCAGUACUGCCUCAUGCCCUGGGGAGGGAAGUCCCACAGCUCUGCCCCAGGGCCCUUGAGAUUUCUCUGCCCUGGAGUUCAGGGGGCUCGCCAAGGCCCCUCCCCUCAGAGGAUCGGACCUAGCGCAGCUCCUCCACCAGCUGCCAAGCCUAGGAAGCGGGAUCUGUGUGGAGGCCAGGGGUCUGAUGACAAGCUGCCCCAGCCCAAGCCUGACCUCGGGCUCUCUGGGACGCCAGCCUUGCCUCCGGGGCUGGUGCGCCCCUCACAACCAAAAAUGAGGAGGUGUGACCCAUUUGUUGGAGGGAGUGGGAGGAGGAGGAGAAAGAGGCACUGCAACAAGUAAUAAGCCUCCAGUGCCAGGUCCCCAGGGGACCUUAGGGGCUCUUCCUCAUCCAGUGCUGAGCCUGCUGAUGUACAGGACAGGGAGGGGGGCAGGGAGGGAGUGCGGGACCAUGAGGGCCAGGGUGCGGUGGGGUGGGGUGGUGGCAGUUGGAGGGUGGGGGAGGUGGGUCUGGGCGGAUGUGGCUGGGAGCAGCACCUUGGGGUGAUAUAUUUUAAAUGGGAAUAAAAAUACUUUUGUUUGCAAAUGUUCUCAGACCACCGUAGUCUUAUUCGUGUCUG